CAUGGGAGCAUAUUGAAGAGGAAAGAAUUACCAUUAGUGAAUUAUAUCUGGAGCUUACAGGUUUAUUAAAAAAUGUUAUUUCCGACAAAUUUACUUCUACUGAAUCAUCAUCAUAUCCUGAAACUUUUACCAUGACUACUAAAA
This is a messenger RNA of Racocetra fulgida, 144 nucleotides long. NCBI's taxonomy places the organism in Eukaryota, Fungi, Glomeromycota, Glomeromycetes, Diversisporales, Gigasporaceae. The record is from the annotation of a GenBank genome assembly.